Messenger RNA from Linum tenue, 5349 nucleotides. The record is from the annotation of a GenBank genome assembly. NCBI's taxonomy places the organism in Eukaryota, Viridiplantae, Streptophyta, Magnoliopsida, Malpighiales, Linaceae.
GCUCACAAAAACAAAAUAAUUUUUAAUUUAUUUUUACAAUUACAUCCCCAAAUCAAUAAUAUUAAAAACCUAAAAUACAAAAAGAAAAAGAAAAACAAAUUUGCUGGCGACAAGCAAACACAAAACAAAAGCAAGGAACCGUUUCCGCUUCUUCUUCUUCCUCCUCUCUACAGAGUCAAAAACUACCACCAAACAUCACCGAUUUCAAUUGGUCUCCGACCGCCCAAAAUCCCCCCUCCCUCCUAAUCUCUCGCCGGGAAAACUUCUCUUUCCUAAACUAUCUAUAUGCUAUUGCCGAUCGAUCGUUGCUUGCUGCUGCUGCUGGCGGGAGACAGACUUGCCUUCUUCCUGGUGACCGGUGGAAAGUAACACUUCCUUCUUCCCCCGAUUAUUAUGAAGAACAACAGCAAAGGAAGCAACAGCAGCAAGAACACUACAAGCACCAGUCAUGGAUUCCUUCCUAACUCUUUGAAAUUCAUUUCGUCUUGUAUCAAAACUGCUUCCUCCGGUGUCCGCUCAGCUAGCACAUCGGUUGCCGCCUCAAUCUCCCUCGACAAUCUAGGCGGGGAUAGGGACCAGGUCCUCUGGGCCUCAUUUGACAAGCUACAAUUUAGUCCGUCCUCCUUCCGAAAUGUGCUCUUGCUUGGGUACUCCAAUGGCUUCCAAGUGAUUGAUCUUGAAGAUGCCUCUGGUGUGACUGAGCUUGUUUCAAGACGGGAUGAUCUGGUCACAUUUCUACGUAUGCAGCCACUCCCUGCUAAGGCUGAGGGUUGUGAAGGAUAUAGAGCUGCACAUCCUUUGCUCUUAGUAGUUGCUUGCGAUGAAACUAAAAGCCCAGCAAUUGUUAUCAAUGGGAGAGAUGAAUUGGGCAGAGAUGGCUUCAAUGAGAAUCAUGCUGGAGGAUUUGCACUUUCUCCAACUGUUGUUCGUUUUUACUCUCUGAAAUCCCACAACUAUGUUCAUGUUCUAAGGUUCCGUUCUCCGGUAUUUAUGGUAAGAUGCAGCCCUCAGAUAGUGGCUGUGGGUCUGGCUACACAGAUAUACUGCUUUGAUGCUCUCACUCUAGAGAACAAGUUCAGCGUGCUCACCUAUCCUGUUCCUCAAUUGGGCAUCCAAGGAGGGAUUGGGGCGAACACUGGAUAUGGGCCAAUGGCAGUGGGUCCAAGGUGGUUAGCUUAUGCUUCUGACAAUCCAUUGCUAUCAAACACUGGGCGCCUAAGUCCACAAAGUCUUACACCUCCCAUGGGUGUAAGUCCAUCAACUUCACCUGGCAGCGGCAAUCUAGUGGCUCGUUAUGCCAUGGAAUCGAGUAAGCAGUUAGCUACUGGAUUGAUGAGUUUAGGUGACAUGGGCUACAAGACUUUGUCUCGAUACUGUCAAGAUUUUAUCGCUGAUGGUUCUGGUUCACCUGUCUCUCCAAAUUCUUGUUGGAAAGUCGGACGAGUUGCAGCUCAUUCUGCAGAUGCUGAUACUGCUGGAAUGGUUGUUGUGAAAGAUUUCAUAUCCAGAGCUGUGAUUUCACAAUUUAGAGCUCAUACAAGUCCCAUUUCUGCUCUAUGCUUUGAUCCAAGUGGUACGCUUUUGGUUACUGCAUCAAUUCAUGGGAACAACAUUAAUAUUUUCCGGAUCAUGCCAUCCUCUGUUCACGGUGGUUCUGGUGCAAAGAAUUACAAUUGGAGCUCUUCUCACGUGCACCUUUACAAGCUUCAUCGGGGCAUAACAUCUGCAGUGAUCCAGGAUAUAUGCUUUAGCAGUUAUAGUCAGUGGGUUGCCAUAAUUUCAUCUAGGGGAACCUGCCACAUAUUUGCACUUUCACCAUUUGGUGGCGAGAGUGUUCUCCAAAUGAAGAACUCUGAAGUAGAUGGGCCCAUCCUAUUACCGGUGUUUUCUCUACCAUGGUGGUCCACUCCCUCAUUCCUGGUGAACCAACAAUCCGUUUCUGCAUCCCCACCAUCGUCUGUUACUCUCUCUGUGGUGGCCCGAAUAAAGAAUACCCAUUCUGGCUGGCUUAGCACAGUUAGCAAUGCGGCAUCAUCUGCUGCAGGAAAAGCGUCAAUACCAUCUGGUGCUAUUGCUGCUGUCUUCCACAAUUGUGUGCCGCAAGAUUCCCAACCUUCUCAUUUGAGAAAAGUAGAUGCCAUGGAGCACCUUUUAGCUUAUACGCCAUGUGGACAUGUGGUUCAAUACAAGUUGGUGUCGUCACUUGGUGCAGAACCUAGUGAAGCUACUCAAAGAAUCGGACCGGGUUCCUCACUUCAGACUGCAGAUGAGGAACUACACGUGAAAACUGAAUCUGUUCAAUGGUGGGAUGUUUGUAGAAGAGCAGAUUGGCCGGAAAGAGAGGAGCAUAUCACUGGCCUUACUCACAGCAGACAAGAAAAUUUAGAUAUGGCAAUGGAUACUUCUGACUGUGAAGAUAAUGAGGCAGGAAAAGUUGGCGCUUCUGAUGUGGACAUAAUGAAAUCACAUGAGCAGUCUCACUUGUAUCUUGCAAAUGCUGAAGUCCAGAUGAGCCCCUGGAGAACACCGCUCUGGCAGAAAUCCAAGGUGUAUUUCUAUGCAAUGAGUGGGAUUGAAGGUGACAAGCAGAACGUUGCUGAAGAUCACUCCGGUGGAGAGAUUGCUAUAGAAAAGGGUCAAGUCCAAGAAGUUGAAAUCAGGCGGAAGGAUUUGUUACCUGUUUUUGACCACUUUCACAGGGUUGCUGAUUGGAGUGACCGGGAACUGCGAAGGGAAAUAUCUGCUCUGUCUACUGGGUCUGCUGCAGCUUUCCAGCCGAAGAUGUUUCCAUCCAGUUCUGCUGCAAACUCAAAUGGAGGGUCAUCAACAAAAUUGUAUAUAUCUGCUCAACAUAAUCCUGGCAAAUUCGGAGGGAUUUCGGGUUUAGCUUAUCGAAGCCCAAGUAGCAAUAAUUGUGGUUUGCUUUCUUUUAAGCCUACUCCAAUGAGUAUCUCUCCUGCUGAAGAAGAUAGUAAUAACUCUGUGCAUAGUGAUGUAGUAUCUUUAACCCAUGGCUCGCCUUCUCCCGAAAGAAAUAUGGGAAAUGAAGGCCGGUCAACAAAUAGUGUUCUGACCAGUGAAUCUUCAAAUGCAAGCUCCAGACGUUCUGAUUUGAGUGCAAAUAUUAUAGACGAGGGGAUGAUGGUGAAUGAGUCUCCAGAUUUCGAACAGCUUUUCCAGGAGGGCUACUGUAAAGUUGCUGCCCUUUCUGAAUGCUGCGAAUCGGAGAAGAGCAAAGUCGUCAGUCCAUUGGAUAACAAUGCCAGUCCUCAAGGAUUGGAGAAGCCUGAUGAUGACGAUGAUGAUAUGCUCGGAGGUGUCUUUGCUUUCUCAGAGGAAGGUUAACGUUAGCAUCUUCCGGUCGAGCCAUGGCUGGCUGAUGAAAGUCGCAUUCUAUCUAUUUGUGAUAAGUGUCGGCCACCGGAGGAGGGACAUGGAGAAGGGUGUGCAUUAGGGUUGUGUACUAAUUCGUAAGGACACAAGCGAAGAUGGGUUUGCGAACCAGUGUGGCAAUCAAUGGGUACUGACUGAUGUGAAUCCUGGGGGAGAAAGAGAAGAAGAUCAUUGCAUUUGGCAAAAAUCUCUUUCGAUUUGCUUCUUCUUCUAAUUCUAGUUGUACAUGCUGUAAAUUUGGUAAAAAUUCACAGGAUAUAGCUUGAUUUGUGUGGGGGGUAAAAGAAGGUUUACGUUCUUCUGUCUAUGCUGUCUGUGUAACAUUAUUCUUCAUUCUUGGCCAAAAGGAAGGGGGAAAAAAAGGAAAAUGAAGUGGAUGGAAAAUGAUUUGCAAUAAAGAACACCACUACAGCUGAUUCUUUCUUCCUGAUCUCUCCAUCAUCAUUCACAUAGCGAUAGCAUGGGGAUAAUAAGGUAAGGAUAGGGUAGAACUGAAAUUCCUGGUGUAUACAUGUUUAUGCUCUGCUCCUCCUAAUCAUAAUUCGUAACUAUCGGGAGGGAGGGGAGCCAAAAAGAUUGCAUCUUGACAUGGACUUCAAAUCAAUAAUGGGUUGUCUUGUUUGUUUGUUGAUAACAUUGAAGACGGAAUACGUGGGGAAUCCAUUGUCCAUACCCCAAACCCAUAAACGGAUAAGUGUUGAUAACCAAACCAAACCAAAUCAAAUGAUAACGCCACGCCUUCCUCUUAAUUACAAUUUAAAAGCUAUAAUCCGUCUUGAACACCUUGUUGCCGGAUUCCUCAUCACCACCACCACCAAUCCUUUUCCUUCCUUGCUCCACCAAAUCAUCAUCAUCAUCACUUUCGUCUGCGUCUCCCUCAAAUGCAGGGUGAUUAAGAACACUGUUAAGCAGCUGCGUCCCUCUAAGAGCAUUGGUUAAAGGCAGAUGACCUUCAGGGGUAUCCUCAUUAAGCUCCCAAAUGAACUCCGCUGGAAAGGCUCUGUAAUUGUACUGCUCCACUUCGCUGUCUGGGAGCUUCUUCAUCCACCCAACUUUGAUGAAGAAGUUGGUGAAAUCCAUUUUGGCCUUCUUCUUCCAUAUCUUCUUCUGGACGCUGUACCCGAACCUGCCCUCGCUGUGCUCCUUCCAGAGCUCGUCCACGGCCCUCAGCUCUGGUGUCGGUAUGAAUUGGACCUCCGAGAAGAAGACGUAGCCACGCGCCACCGCGGGCUCUCCGGCCAGGGCGAUGAGGAGCCGGCGGGUCUCGUCGUCGGCCUGGCGGUACUCCCGGGCCUCCAGGUGGCGGCGGAGGAGGUCCAGGGAGGUGGAGGGAGCGGCGGGUUGGGAGGUGGAGGGUGUGGUUGAUGUGAUGGAGGAGAAGGCGGUGGUGGUGGAGAGGGAGAGGGAGAGGGAUGACGUGGCGGCGGUGGGUUUGGGGAAGAAGGUGGAGGAGAAGAGGGGGAUGGCGGUGGCGGUGGAGUCCGUGUGGUGGAGGAGAUUGGUGAGGUGGCGGUGGAGGGAAUGCAGGGAAUUGGUGGCCAUGGUUUCAAUUUCAACUUGGAUCGGAUGGGUUUAAAGUGUUAAGAGUGAGUUUUGUGGUGUGCUAUUGAAGUGAAGUGGGUGUGUGGGAGAUAAGAUAAGAGAGAGGAAGGGUAUGGGACUGCUGCUGGGAAACGGAAUGGUCACUUUGAUUGGCCAAAUGUGGGUGAGGCUAGAUCCUAUCCUCUCAGUCUCUGCUAUGCCAAGUGGAAAGAAUAUUUUGGGGGUGAAAUGGGUAAGGUUUGUUUAAUUUGGUGGCUAGGAUGAAAUUUGCACAUUCAAACAAUAAUUUCUUGGGCUGAAAUGUUAUUUUUCAUUCACAACUCACAACUCACAAGAGAUUAUUUAUUUUGGAGUUGUCAUAUACACAAAAGGUUUUAAUCAUUUUUUGUUGGAGGAUAUAUAAUAAAUAUAACC